This is a messenger RNA of Paramecium primaurelia, 669 nucleotides long. Lineage: Eukaryota; Ciliophora; Oligohymenophorea; Peniculida; Parameciidae. The record is from the annotation of a GenBank genome assembly.
AUGUAGAGAUACUAUGAAUCAGACAGAUUAUCACAACUUUCAUAACCAACAAAGAGAUCUUAGAAGUAUACAUAGAAUUAAUCAUUAAUGUUGAUGUCAAGGUAAUUUGAAUUUUGAGAGUAGACUGUGUGACAAUCAUUUUGAUAAAGACAUACAUGAGAAACCGUGGAUUUCUUUAGGAAUAUUUCGAUAUGAGUACUUAUAUGAAUGUUAUUAAGUGUAGUCGGAUGAUCAAAUACGAACACUCAGAUGCUGGACUGUCGUACACAAAUGUUAAAAUUAAGAAGUUACGAACAUUUUAAGAGUUAUGGGAAAAGAAUGAAGAGAUUCAUAAUAAGAGUGAAUAACAUUAAGGCUUUAGGGAAUUUAGAGAAUUCAAAGAUAUUUCUGAAGAAGAUGUGAUUGUUACAAUUGAAUAUUGGUAAAAGAGUAAAUUAAUUGCAGUACUAAUUGUCAUGAACAUAUGGGAUCUACAAAACAUGAUGAAGCACGUUAUCUUACAUAUGCCUAAGCCCUUAAGAAUGAGAUUAUCUAACGAUUUCCAAUUGUUAAAGUGAUUCUCAAACCAUUAAUAUAUGAUCAUUUAGAUCAUAGUAUAGACACCAUGUUUUUAUAACGUCGAUUAGGUAUUCUUUCAAUAGAAUUCACUUUAAGGAUGUUUUGAAGUUU